AUGUAAACAGUGUAGCACGUGAGCAUGUCCUGCGCAGGAAGAGGUUUUUGUAGCUAGUAGGUCAAAAUAAGUCUGUCAUGAACACAGAUGAAAACCAGGCGUAGUGAUAUUUAGUAGCCAUGAGACUGUACCAGGCACUCCGCAGUGCGGACAGAUUCAGAACAGUUUUCGACUUCGGCGGACGGGAUGUGGCUCAUUGGUUCCCCGGACACAUGGCUAAAGGGCUGAAGCAGAUGAGAGCCAGCCUCAGGAGCGUGGACUGCAUCAUAGAAGUCCAUGAUGCCAGAAUCCCCUUCUCUGGAAGAAACCCUGUGUUUCGGGAGACUCUAGAUGUCAGACCACAUGUGCUGAUUCUCAACAAGAUGGACCUUGCUGAUCUGUCCAGCAAGCAGAGAAUCCUGGCGAAGCUGGAAGAAGAUGGGGUGAGGAAUGUCCUCUUCACAGACUGUUUAAAGCAGAGAGAUGACAACAUCAAAAAGUUGGUGCCAAUGGUGAUGGGAAUUAUUGGGAGCACACAACGUUUUAACAGAGAUGAGAAUACAGAUUACUGCCUGAUGGUGAUUGGUGUGCCCAAUGUGGGGAAGUCAUCUCUUAUUAACUCAUUAAGAAGAACAAAUUUGAAAAAAGGUCGUGCAUCUCGAGUAGGUGGGGAGCCAGGUAUAACCAAAGCGGUGCUGACUAAAAUUCAGGUGUGCGAGCGACCCAUAAUUCACCUGUUGGACACGCCAGGAGUCUUGCCUCCUAAGAUUGAGAGCGUUGAAACGGGCAUGAAGUUGGCUUUAUGUGGAACUAUACUGGACCACUUAGUCGGUGAAGACAUUAUCGCUGACUACUUACUCUAUUCUCUGAACAGGCUGGGGAAAUUCAGUUAUGUGGAGAAAUACGAACUCCAGGAGCCCAGUGAUGACAUCCAUCACGUCCUCAAACACAUUGCUGUAAAACUUAAAAAGACUCAACGGGUCAAAGCCAUUACUGGAGUGGGGAACAUUACUGUCACCAUCCCAAACUACACAGCCGCAGCAUACGAUUUCAUACGAGCUUUCAGGAAAGGAGAGCUGGGACGAGUAAUGCUGGACUGACCCGAGCCAUUUUAAUGAAGAUAACCAGAGACUGUUGCUGGAUUUUGCCAGUUUGUCUUCAAUCUGGAAGGAUUCAUAUUAAACCACAAAGGUGUCAUUAAUGAAAUAUAGUCCGCCUAUGUCCUCAUGUGUUUGACAUUUUAGGGGACAUGAUGCAGUCUGUCUUUUUUUAUGAAUGAUGUAAAAACUCACACAAACACUGUAUCCUUUGUAAAUAAAAAAAAUUAAUUUGAAACAGGAUAUUUAUUAGCAUAAAGACAGCGAUAACAAAUUCUUUAUUUAUCAUGUACAUAAGUGUAAUGGCAUAUAAUAGAGUGCACUUAUUGAUAUGGAACAGUCUGUUGCUCCUGAGUGUCUACUGCAGGUAAAAAGCUCUUCUGGGAUGAUGGACACACUAUGAAAACCUUCAGAAACAUUAGUAACAGUGAGAGCAGAAGUUUGUCCUCUAGUGUCCCUCCCAACCGUGACGUGGUUCUUGCAAAGGCUUGAAAAAUGACGUUUUGCAACGUUUGACGCAAAUGACGCAACGUUUCAGGCGUUAUAAAAAGGACAUGAAUUGCACUGACAUUUGAGAUGAUUCUGGAAAACGCAAUUUAGCUUUCCCAGUACACAGUACUCUCAUUUGCCUCAUCUUAUUGUAGAGUAUCAUCUUUGUGGACACAUCAGUGACUGGCACCAUGAAUCAUUCAGAUCACUGAGUAAGAUUGUGAAGUUUUGCAGAAAGAAAAACUGGUCACAAUCUGAAAAAUACUCUCAUUUUCCUUUAAAAAAAAAAAAGUCCAGUCAAGGGUUGAAAAAAUUACAGGAAGCAGUUUUAAUUUCAGAAUAACGCUGGUGCAAACUUG
Molecule: messenger RNA, 1924 nt
Organism: Toxotes jaculatrix (banded archerfish)
Lineage: Eukaryota; Metazoa; Chordata; Actinopteri; Toxotidae
Gene: mtg1
Product: mitochondrial ribosome-associated GTPase 1
Exons: 11
Coding region: 120-1079 (319 amino acids)
Cellular component (GO): mitochondrion
Molecular function (GO): GTPase activity; GTP binding
Source: RefSeq, a predicted model, not a curated record